Messenger RNA from Papaver somniferum (opium poppy), 714 nucleotides. RefSeq lists its product as uncharacterized. Gene Ontology annotation, molecular function: nucleic acid binding. Gene Ontology annotation, biological process: DNA integration. The coding region runs from base 1 to 714 and encodes 237 amino acids. The transcript has 2 exons. Lineage: Eukaryota; Viridiplantae; Streptophyta; Magnoliopsida; Ranunculales; Papaveraceae. The record is from RefSeq and is a predicted model, not a curated record.
AUGCUGAAAGAAGAGAACGUUAAGGCCAUCAAGAUAACAAGAUUAUACGAACCUUCGAUCCCUGCACAGAAAUUCCUCGCUACAACAAAUCGUGAAGACGAUGUAGGGGAGGAUAUUGCCGAAGACGAUGCAGGAGAAGAUAUCGCUGAAGACUUCGUCGAAGAUGAUAUACUAUCAAGAGAAAAUGAGGACGAAGACUUCAGCAACGAAAAAGACUGGAGAAGCGAAGUCUAUCUUUUCCUCAAAGAGGGAACACUGCCCAUAGACUUGAAUCAAGCUCGUAAAGUGCAAUCAAAGGCAGGUAGAUACAAUCUUCAUGACAGAUUCUUAUAUAAGAAGUCAUUCCUCGGACCCCUACUACGCUGCUUAUCCAUAGAAGAAGGCCAUCGUAUCUUGAAGGACAUCCAUUACGGAGAUGCAAGCAACCACAGCGGGAUGAGGUCAUCGGCCGACAAAGCCAAGAUGCAAGGGUUUUGCGUUCCCGCAGAAAUUGUUUCGGACAAUGGCAAGCAGCUACAAGGAAAGAACAUUGACUUGCUCUUCGAUACAUUCAAGAUCAGGAAGAAGAACAAGUUCACUCCCAUCUACCCACAGAGUAAUGGACAGGCCGAGGCCAUGAACAAAACCAUUGCCCUUAUUCUCAAGAAAACACUAGACGAGCAUAAAGGCCGAUGGUGUGAGCAACUACAUAAUACCCUGCGGUCAUACUUGUAG